AUGGCCCACCUGGGAGCCCAUUUUGCCUUUAGAUCCCGCUGGCAGAAGACCGACGAUGAACUCUGCCGACAUAGCACGUCCUUUAUCCUCCACAGAGCCAUUCGCAAUGACUUCUUUCAGUGCUACCUCUACCUGCUGGAAAAUAUUCCCCUGGUAAAAUUAUAUGCUUUAACAAGCCAAGUCAUCAAUGGUGAGAUGCAGUUCUAUGCCAGAGCAAAGCUUUUCUAUCAAGAAGUACCAGCCACAGAAGAAGGCAUGAUGGGAAAUUUCAUCGAACUGUCCCACCCAGAUAUCCAGGCCUCGAGGGAAUUUCUAAGGAAAUUUGUUGGGGGACCCAGGAGAGCGGGAACCGACUGUGCCCUGGACUGCGGCUCUGGGAUCGGCAGGGUCAGCAAGCACGUCUUGUUGCCCAUUUUCGACAGAGUGGAGCUGGUUGAUAUGAUGGAGUCUUUCCUGCUUGAAGCCCAGAACUACCUGCAGGGCAGAGUGGACAAGGAAGAGAGUUACCACUGCUACAGCCUGCGGGAAUUCACUCCCCGCUUCGGGAGAUACGAUGUCAUCUGGAUUCAGUGGGUGUCAGGACACUUAACUGAUAAGGACCUGCUUGCAUUCCUUUCCCGGUGCCGAGAUGGCCUGAAAGACAAUGGCGUCAUCAUACUGAAGGAAAAUGUGGCCCGAGAGGGCUGUGUCUUUGACCCCUCCGACAGCAGUGUGACUCGGGACAUGGACAUCCUCAGGACCCUCAUUAGCAAGAGUGGGCUGUUGGUGCUGGGCCAGGAAAAGCAAGAGGGCUUUCCAGAGCAGUGCAUUCCUGUGUGGAUGUUCGCACUGCACUGUGGCAGACUCUCCUGAGCAGAAGUGGAGUGGACAGCUGGACAGGACAGUGGUGCUCUGGGACAGGAUACUUCCUCCACAGUGCCCCUUGGAUACAGACAGGGAUGGAGAGAAGGGAAGGGAGCAAGUGCAUGCUGGGAAAUGACUGGUGAUGCAGCACAUACAGGUUUUUGGUGAAGAGCACACACUCUGACGUGCACAUAGUUGCAGGUGCACACUGACAUUCUAGAAAAUGGAGUGAAACCUCAGGAAGAGGGCUUUAAGAGACUCUUUGUGGAAAUGACAGAUGGCAUUACACAUAAUUAAAAAGCUUUUGUAUAUUAAGGAAACAAUAGAGUGAAGAGGCAAUCUACAGAAUGGGAGAAAAUUUUGGUCAGCUAUUCUUCUGACAGAACAAAUACAGCUCAAAAAGUUUAAC
Fukomys damarensis (Damara mole-rat) is the source of this 1252-nucleotide messenger RNA. Its product is annotated as alpha N-terminal protein methyltransferase 1B. Gene Ontology annotation, molecular function: N-terminal protein N-methyltransferase activity. The record is from RefSeq and is a predicted model, not a curated record. Gene Ontology annotation, cellular component: cytoplasm. The transcript is spliced from 4 exons. Gene Ontology annotation, biological process: N-terminal protein amino acid methylation. Lineage: Eukaryota; Metazoa; Chordata; Mammalia; Rodentia; Bathyergidae. Bases 1 to 852 code for a protein of 283 amino acids.